AUGAAUAGAACUAGUGAAGCUCGGGAUGCAAUCAGAGCAUUCCAGCAACAUUCAGGGGAACCGUUCCAUGAGGCGUUCACAAGGUUUAAGGAGUUGCUUAGGAAAUGCCCACAUCAUGAAAUUCAGACAUGGGAAUUAAUUAAGGCGUUUUAUGAUGGGCUACUUCCUGAUCAUGUAAGAGAUCUUAUAGCCAUUAGCAAUGGUACGUUUAUCACAAAUACAGAAGUUGUGGAUUGGGCAUAUUUGGAGAGACAAAGUGCCACUUCGAAGAGACAGGCACAAUCUAGCAGGAGGGCAAAAUCGAGUUCAGCAAAGUCGGUUGAUUAUGAAGCUGAGGAGCGGGUCGAGAAGUUGAGGCACCAAAACUUAUUGCUUGAACGACAAGUGGCUCAGAUGAAGUUGGGAAAGGGAGCCGAAGUUAAACCCGCCCAUACAUUUUCGGUGUAUACUGAGUGUGGAGAGUUAGGGCAUCAAGUUGGAGAAUGUGCUGUACUGGGUGGUCAGACUGAUGAAGUGAAUCAAAUCUAUGGUGAACGAAAGCAAUAUGAUAUGAAAUCGAAUACAUAUCAUCCAGGUUUGCGAAACCACCCCAAUUUUAGUUACGGUAAUUUUGCUAAUCAAAUGAACCCUAAUUUCCAGGUACCCAUGCAAGGAGGCCAGCAGUAUCAGAGUCGUCAAGAUAAUUACUCGCAAGGUAAUUACCAAAAUCAGGGUCCAUAUAAUCAGGGUACCCAGCAAGGGAACUCCUCAAGUGCUAGUGGUGGAACGAGUGAUGACAAAUUGGAUGCUAUUAUGAAGUUCAUGAAGGACGUCCAGAAGGAUAAUGAAGUUCGGGACAAAACUUCCGAAGCAAUGCAAAAGCAGCUGGGGCAGUUAGCAGAGGAUCUAGCUCAGUUGAGAAGAGAUCCAGGUAAGUUGCCAAGCACUACCACAGUUAACCCAGCACAUCAGUCAUCUAGCACGAAAAAUGGAAGAAAUGUGCACAUCAACGCAGUAAGUAUUUUUCCAAAUUCUGAAAUUGGUAGUGUCACAAUUACUCCACCAUCACAAUUAGUUGAGGAGGUGGUGGAGGAUGUUGGUAAUGGAUCGGACUCUCAACAUGAUCGGGACCCACCAAGGGAUGAAAGGUGGGAAAGUUUUAAACAAGCUAAAAUUAAUCUACCCUUACUUGAUGCGAUUAAAGAGAGUCCCGAUCAGGUUGAAUGUCUCAAAGAGUUAAGUACCCAAAAACGACUUCACAAGUUUCCUAAAAAACUUGAUUUGACUGCAAAUGUGAAUGUCGUUUUGUUGGGUACCCUUCCCCCGAAACUCCAAGAUCCAGGAGCACCCAUUAUUUCAGUGCAAGUGGUCAACACCACCGUGGUGUUGGCUGAUCAGACUCCCAUGUGUCCGAGGGGGAUUGUAAGAGAUGUAAUUGUGAAGGUAGAAGAGUGUUACUACCCAGUUGACUUCUUAGUGCUUGAUUGUGCCACAAGUUCAAAGAAUACGCACCCUCCAGUCAUUCUGGGUAGACCGUUCUUAGCGACUGCUCAUGCCAUUAUCAAUUGUGUUGAUGGAACGGUAAGUAUGAGGUUUGGUGACCGUGAAUUGCGGUUAAAUGUGUUUUCGGAUGCGACUAAUCCUCCAAUUUCAGGUGAACACUCAAAAGCUGAAAAUGGUGAAGAAAUUGUCUCUCCUGCAAAGGAGAUUCAAACCAAACAUGAGUGUUUUAUGGUUUACAGGUUUGAAGUGGCAGGAAGCGAAGCAGUAAGGAAAAAGGAAGGUGUGGCGCAUGAGGAGUUUAAAACUGACAAAGGGAAGCCACGAGGGAAGAAGAAGAAAAAGAAACCGCCUGAAUGUGAUAAUGCAAAACGGAGGUUAAAGUUAUUCGGUCCAAUGUGGAAGACAACGGAUGACUUACUGGAGCAUUGGCGUAGUACAUACGUAGAGGCCAUGGGACGCAAACAUCCCACUCGACCACCAUGA
Molecule: messenger RNA, 1965 nt
Organism: Helianthus annuus (common sunflower)
Lineage: Eukaryota; Viridiplantae; Streptophyta; Magnoliopsida; Asterales; Asteraceae
Exons: 2
Coding region: 1-1965 (654 amino acids)
Source: RefSeq, a predicted model, not a curated record